Trichomycterus rosablanca is the source of this 3392-nucleotide messenger RNA. RefSeq names its product protein kinase, AMP-activated, gamma 2 non-catalytic subunit b (gene prkag2b). Gene Ontology annotation, biological process: regulation of catalytic activity; protein phosphorylation. The transcript has 15 exons. NCBI's taxonomy places the organism in Eukaryota, Metazoa, Chordata, Actinopteri, Siluriformes, Trichomycteridae. Gene Ontology annotation, molecular function: protein kinase binding; protein kinase regulator activity; AMP binding. The record is from RefSeq and is a predicted model, not a curated record. The coding region runs from base 154 to 1887 and encodes 577 amino acids. Gene Ontology annotation, cellular component: nucleus; nucleotide-activated protein kinase complex; cytoplasm.
GCAACCCCGAGCACAGCGCAAACUGGAUUAAGGAACUGGAGUGACACCAUUUUAGUCAUGCUUCUGUAAAUUCAGCUCCAAUACGAGCUGCAACUUUAACUUUCUGUAGAGUUUUUUAGAGUUUAGGUGGAAAUAAAGAAGCAGCGAGGUGAGAUGGGGAGCACAGCGGCGGAUAAAGAGAAGAGCGACUCGUCCAGGGUGAAGAACCUGAAGAAGAAGAGAUCACUGCGCCUCCACAUGCCUGAUCUGAGUCUGUACACGUCGUCUCUUCUGGAUGGUGAAAAGGAGAAACCGGAUAAAACUGGAACUCCAAAGGGGGACGAGGCGUUCUCCUCCAGCCCCACUAAAGGGUCCCCGCUGAGAUCCUCUCUGCCCCGGCCCUCCAGCCCCAUAUCGGCCCCCGUACGUCCUCGGAGCGGGACCGGUCCUUCCAAAAGCAUCUUCCCCUACCAGACGUCGUACCAAGACUCUCCUCCGAAAUCACCUCACCGCCUCAACCUCAGCGGCAUCUUCCGCUCGCCGUCCAACCCGGCCGGCAUCAAGAUCUUCUCCAGGUCCCGCAAAGCUUCUGGACCCACGUCUCCGCCCGGUACCCUGACUCCGGCCUCCGGUGCUCCGGUUUUCUCUCCGGAUGAACGACGCCUCCGCUCGCUGUCCUCUCCUCCUGAUACGGGCCUUCAGCGCUUCAGCGUGACAUCACCAAACUCCGCCCCCGGCACCACCGCGGCUUUGUUUAGCCCCGCCCCCUCCAGCUACAGCCCGCCGUCCUACCUGGUACAGCGGCGUUCGAACGUCGGUGGUUCCUCUGAAACUCUGCUGGAGAAGCUUCACCUCGAUGAUGAUGAGCUGGGCAGCACCGUUUACACUCGCUUCAUGAGAUCACACCGCUGCUACGACCUGAUCCCCACCAGCUCCAAACUCGUGGUGUUCGACACCGCGCUGCAGGUGAAGAAAGCAUUUUUCGCUUUGGUGGCUAACGGGGUACGAGCUGCACCCCUGUGGGAAUCCAAAACUCAGAGCUUCGUGGGGAUGCUGACCAUCACCGACUUCAUCCGGAUCCUGCACAGAUACUACAGGUCCCCUCUAGUGCAGAUCUAUGAGCUGGAGGAGCACAAGAUUGAAACGUGGCGAGAGCUGUACCUGCAGGAGACCUUCAGGCCGCUGGUGAACAUUUCACCUGAUGCCAGCAUAUUCGACGCCGUUUACUCGCUGAUCAGAAAUAAGAUCCACCGGCUGCCCGUGAUCGACCCGGUCUCAGGAAACGUCCUGUACAUCCUCACGCACAAGAGGAUCCUCAAGUUCCUCCAGCUCAACGUAAGAUUUAGUCAUGUCCAGUGCCCACUCACAGAGGGAACGUCUGGCUCACCGAACUCUCCUGAUCUCCGACAGGUCUCUCAGAUGCCCAAACCGGCCUUCAUGGAGCAGACGCUGGCCGAGCUGGGCGUCGGCACGUACGCCAACAUCGCCCACAUCCGGCCCGACACGCCCAUCAGCGGAGCGCUGAGUGUGUUCGUGGAGAGGAGGGUGUCGGCCCUGCCCGUCGUGGAUCAUUCAGGAAAAGUCGUGGAUAUUUAUUCCAAAUUUGACGUCAUAAAUCUGGCAUCAGAGAAGACCUACAAUAAUCUGGAGGUGACGGUGACCGAGGCGCUGAGACACCGCUCGCAGUAUUUCGAGGGGGUGAUGAAGUGUAAACGACACGAGACGCUGGAGACCAUCGUGGAGCGCAUCGCUAAAGCCGAGGUCCACAGGUUGGUGGUGGUGGACGGGAACGACUGUAUCGAGGGAAUCGUCUCGCUGUCGGACAUCCUCCAGGCUCUGGUCCUCGCUCCUGCAGGGAUCUCCAGGAGGGAGGAGAAGCUGGAACGGCCAUCCAUGACCACCACGUAGUGAAGGUCAGCACACCGCUCUGAGUGCUCAGGGUGAAGGACGUUACUCCGGGACUGAACGCUGCUCUGAUUUACGGACCGGGUCGCCGCUCAGAACCUAAUCAGGCGCUUCUGGGGUCCGACUUUAUUAUAACAGUUUUCGGACGUGACCACAGCGCCCCCCGGUGGAGAAACUGUUUCAGCUUGACAGAAUCCUCACCUGUGCUGUGUAAACAACGUCUGCUUGCCACGACCAUGAAUGUAAUCAAUCCUGAUCAGGGUCUUUUUUUCUAAUCCCGACUUCCUCCGAUCAUGUCUGUGUGUAGGCGCCCGACCGGCCGGUGGGUGUUAGACACACGGGUUUGCGCUGAUAUCCCUCAGAAACAGCUCAGAGAGAACCGAAUCAAACAGUAAGCCUAUUUCUGAACCAUAAAACAACAGCCAAUCGUAUCCUGUCGCGUACUUCUAUGUAUGGCUGUUGAGCAGAGGUAAUAUGUGCGCUAACACUAUAGCCAAAAGUAUGUGGACACCCUCCUAAUGACCACGUUCCUAGAAGGAAUAAAGCCGUGUCCAUAACUGACCAACGUUAGGGUGAAUCGGAACACCCUAAGAUGACGUGAGGCUGCCACCUAGAGGAGGGGGGCGAGGGUUCUAAACUUCAUAUUAGUGCUCGUGGUUUUGGAACGGGGUGUCCACAUACUUUUGGUAACACGGCUGCCAAUCGUCUUCACCGACCAAUCGAUGAGCUCCGAGCGAUCUGUUCCAAAAUAAAGUGAAAGGAACAUCUGAGAGAACUGAGGGAACUGGAUAUGUAGGAGGAUACCUCAGAGGUGGAGAAAAUCCAGCCACACUGCCUAGGUCAGGACAGUUCUCUAAACUUCAAGGAAUUCCAGCGGUUCUCUAAGAUGUUCUGUUAUAGACGGUUUUUCUGGUCACACGUAUUUUGAUGGGGGGUCUGCAGCACUGGAGGGGAGAUAUGGACCAGGGGAAUUGGAUAUGACUAAAUUAGGGAGAAAAAGGGGGGGAAAUCCGGCCGAAUCCACCUGACUCGUUUAAAUUUUGCCUGGACACUGUGUGAUUGUUUUGCGAUUGUGACGUUGUGGGCAGUGGUAUUCAGAAGGUCGCUGGUUCAAGCCCCACGCCUGCCAGGUUCCCACUGUUGGGCCCUUGAGCAAGGCCCUUGACCCUCGAUUGCUUGCAGUGUAUACAGUCAUGACUGUAAGUUGCUUUGAAUGAGAAUGUAAAUGUGAUUCUGAUGUGAUUAUUUUUCUUUAUUUCCGAUCGAGCUCUGGUUACGUUGUGGAAUCGGAAUCUAGACAGUGUUUGUGUGUGUUGAUCUGAAUCCAGACCGGUGGACGAUUGAAUGUGAACAGAACGGUUGUUCUAUAGUUAAUUCUAUUUGUAAUUUUACUCUGAUUUGGGAUGAGAAUCAGGAAGCUGCUCUUUAUGUUCCGGCGGGGCGACACUAAUGUUCCUAAAGUUAUUUUUCUACCAUGUUUGACUUUAAAUAAACAAACGUUUUCCUCA